AUGCCUUUUAAUGUUUUAGAUGAUAUUGAUAGUCUGAACCAAUACGAUUGGGCAAAAGCUGUCCAUACAUAUUUAAUUAAUAGUUUAUCAAAGGAGGCAAUGAUUUUAAGACAACGUGACAUUAAGAACUCUAUUGGCAUUAGUGGCAAUACUGCAGUGUUACAGCUUUGGGCUGUUGAACGAUUGGGCUUAAUUGAUGGUGAACAUGAAAUUGUGUUCCCAAGAAUAUUGAAGUGGCCUUCGGUUAAGUUAAGGUCAAAAAAAAUAGAUGAAGUAUUUAAGAAAAACAAUAUAUGUUGGCAAUGGUUGUUGCGCACGGAGGACCAUGACAAUCCAGUGAUUCGUGCAGCACUUAAUUUGGAUGAAGGGUCAGUACCAGAACAUGAUGCAGAUGGCAGUGGUUUGAGUUGGGAAGAACUGAUGCAGAAAGCACAAGACAACCAAAGCAUAUUGGUUGAAAUGAAUAAGGAGCUAACUGAUUUGGGUCAUGUGGUUGCUGCUGUCAGGAAUAGAAGACAACAACAUUCAGAUUUUGGUCGAGCUGCUCAGAGUGAACCUGAUGUUGGUGGUGAACCUGAUGUUGGUGCUCGAGCUGAUGUUGGUGGUGAAACCGACGCUGAUGUGCAGGGUGUUGAGGACGUCCAGGACGUUCACGAUGUUGAGGACGUUGAGGACUUUGAGGAUGUUAACGAUGUUGGAGCUCCUCCUUUAGUCGUCGUUCCAGCAGUGCACCCGCAUCAAGAUGUCCCUUUAUUGCAAAUCAAUCCCAAACACUUGUACAACUUGGUUACUCCUUUUAGGGCUCCUUGGUGGGUUGUGUCUGAGAUCUGCGGUCAAGUGUUUGGGACCCGCGAGUGUUAUUUCUUAGGACCUCAGAAACAAGUGGACAACAUGGGGAUGCUUUUUGCAACAAGUGUCUUCAUGUUCUUUGAAAAGAGGUCCACAGGAGUAGUGAAAAGGAUAUGUUUGAGUCCNUUAUAUGCGACCCAAGUUCUACAAGACUCAAAGAAGAGAAAGUUGAAUCGUCAAGUUUGGACGUUGAAUGACUACGCCAACUUCUUCCAAGCCAAUAUAAUUGGGUUUGAUGACAUCGUUAAGGCUGAUUUGUUGUUUGCCCCCAUAAUCCAUGACAAGCAUUGGUGGUGCUACGCCGUGAAGAUUCCAACGAUGGAAAUGUUUGCAAUGGACUCAGUUGGCCAUAAUAGGAAAGAGCGUAAAAGGAUUGACACUGUAAUGGCCCAGAAUCUUGAAAUAUUUUUUGGCCAUUUGUUCAAUCGUUAUGAAGAAAACAANCUGUCCUUAGUUGUCCAACAUGUGCAUACUCCAAUCCAACCAAAUUCAUAUGAUUGUGGAGUAUAUGUUUUGAAAUUCAUGGAGUUGUGGGACGGUGUGCAGAGAUACGACGGCAAAACAAUNCCCAAUUACNGUAGUCAGGAGGAAUUGCAAGAGAUUAGGGAGAACUAUGUAUCUCAGUGGAUAUUGGAUCCUGACAAUGUGCGGCGAAAUCAAGUCUUGCAAUUUUUACAGUUAAUAUAUUAG
Vigna radiata var. radiata (mung bean) is the source of this 1539-nucleotide messenger RNA. RefSeq lists its product as uncharacterized. The transcript is spliced from 10 exons. Gene Ontology annotation, biological process: protein desumoylation. Gene Ontology annotation, cellular component: nucleus. Gene Ontology annotation, molecular function: deSUMOylase activity. The record is from RefSeq and is a predicted model, not a curated record. Bases 1 to 1539 code for a protein of 512 amino acids. Lineage: Eukaryota; Viridiplantae; Streptophyta; Magnoliopsida; Fabales; Fabaceae.